Molecule: messenger RNA, 1972 nt
Organism: Drosophila elegans
Lineage: Eukaryota; Metazoa; Arthropoda; Insecta; Diptera; Drosophilidae
Product: ficolin-2-like
Exons: 3
Coding region: 1021-1884 (287 amino acids)
Source: RefSeq, a predicted model, not a curated record
CCCAAUGACUCUUCCACUCCAGCAGUGCUGCCAAAUCAGUUGUUUCUAGUCAUUUCGGGCUGCUAAAAUCAUUUCGAAACAAGAAGCGGGAGUUUCAGAGUAGGCCUUUAUUUCUUUACAUAGUUUUGUUCAUUUUUAUAAUUAAUUUACCUUUUAUAUAAUGAGACUACUGCUUUUAGUUUUAAAAUUUUUCUAAUUACAAUAAUUAUAUGACAAUCAUUUUUAGCUUUAUUUUGUUAACAUCUGUUAUUGCUCAUUAAAAGUUGGCAACACUGCUCUCCAGCAAGUAAAAAUUGCAAAUUGCUCAUUCACUCUCUCUCUCUCUCUCUCUCAAUUUUGCGCGUGCCUUGCAUAAACGAUAAACCCAAUAAACAUUUUUCCCAGACAAUUUAAGUUUUCCAAACGCCAAAAACAAAUAAAAAAACGUCACAUUUAAUUAAAAAUAAAACAUUUCAACCGUUUUUAUUAAACUUUCAAUAACACUUUCUCGUUCUUAAGAUUUCAAAAAAUACAAUUGUGAUUGUGAGGGCUGAUAAGCAACACAAAACAGAACACAAAAAAGGAAGAAAGAGAGAGAUUAAAACUCAAGAGAGGCAGCUUAGGUCGAAGUUUGUAUACUCUAUUUAUGCCCUAUAAGCAAUAAUGUUUUUUUUUACGGAUGGUUAUUAUAAUAACAGACAAAUAUUCCUCCCAAAAUUGAAUAAAACAAACAUAUAUAUGAAUCAAAAUUUGAAAAUAAUUAUUUAGCAUUGGCUUCAAAAUUUAACACUCAUACGUACUGUUGCCUUUGAUCAAAUGACUGGCAUACAUGACGUAUGAGUAAUUUCUAAGAACAUUAUUUUUAUGAAUGGUAAAAUUGAAAUCUAAAAAUUAUUGCAACCAGUACAGCGUAUUUCAAAGCAAGAUAAAAGUAUUAAUUUAAUAAAUCAGGAAAUCUGAUAAGAAAAGUUUCGAUUAAGAAACUUGAUCAAUAAACAUUUCACGUCAUUUCAUCAGUCAACAAAAAGCCAUAGUAAAACCAUGUUGUCUUUCGGAAUAUUCUUUUCAUUGUUAUUUUUAAAUACUUUAGCCAACCAAAAUGGCAAAGAAGUUUGUACUCUUUUAACCAUUUGUGAUAAUCUUGUAGCUUUGAAAUAUGAAGUUGCUGCUAUACGUGAGGAGCAAAAACGCCAGGCGGUUAUUUUAGAGGGUUUAGACAAAAAAUUCGACCUUUGUGUGCCCAAUUCAUAUCCGGCAAGCUGUGCAGAGACAUCCAAAAAUAAGCUUGUGAUACGCGUCCCAGAGUACAGUGAAAACCCCUUUGAGGUGACCUGCGAUCAGGAGAGUCACGGUGGAGGCUGGACUGUAGUUAUGCGGCGAAACGAUGGUAGUCAGGACUUUUUUCUCGAGUGGAAGGACUACAAAGAAGGAUUUGGCCAGUUGAACAAUGAGUUCUUCAUGAGAAUGGACAAACUGCAUGCGAUGACUGCAUCGGAACCGCAGGAACUUUUAGUUCUCUUGGAAGAUUAUAAAGACGACAAUCGCUAUCAGCUGUACGAAAACUUUAAAAUCGGACCCGAGUCUAACAACUAUACGCUAGAAUCGCUGGGAUCAUCGAACGGAGACGCUGGGGAUUCACUUAUAUAUCAUCUGGGCAUGCAAUUUAGCACUAAGGAUCGUAAGAACGAUAUCGAUCCGACAGCGCACUGUGCUGAAUUGUUUACUGGCGCCUGGUGGUAUCGAGCUUGUCAUAAAAGUCACUUGUUUGGCAUGUUUGGCGACAACUGGUCUGGUCGAGGCAUAGUUUGGGAUACAUUUGGAUACAAUACAUCCUACCUUCCCUACAAUCUGAAACGGGCCGCAAUGAUGAUAAGGCCAAAAAGGAUUUCUUCCAAUCGAUCAUAAGCACUGACUUUAAAUAAAUAUGAAAUAAAGUUUAAAGUUAAUUACCCAACUGUAACUCUAUAACUCCACCAAUAAAAACGGUUUUCGA